Gambusia affinis (western mosquitofish) is the source of this 2017-nucleotide messenger RNA. It is a transcript of the gene galnt11, whose product is annotated as UDP-N-acetyl-alpha-D-galactosamine:polypeptide N-acetylgalactosaminyltransferase 11 (GalNAc-T11). Gene Ontology annotation, cellular component: Golgi apparatus. Gene Ontology annotation, biological process: regulation of Notch signaling pathway. The transcript is spliced from 12 exons. Lineage: Eukaryota; Metazoa; Chordata; Actinopteri; Cyprinodontiformes; Poeciliidae. Gene Ontology annotation, molecular function: Notch binding. The coding region runs from base 189 to 1895 and encodes 568 amino acids. The record is from RefSeq and is a predicted model, not a curated record.
UUAUUUUGAAGGGGCGUCUGUUGGGUCACGUGGUCCCGCUGGUUCUGCAGCGGCGUCAGGAGCUGCAGCGGGGUUCGGGUUGUCGGUGCUGCAGGCCGGGGUUUCUGCCGGAGUGCCGCCGAGUGAGCAGCAGACGGUCCGCGGACCCUGAGCAGCAGGUGAUGUGAGGCGAUGCUCGCUCGCCCACCAUGCCCAGUGUCACGCUGCGGUACUUCUGCUAUGGUUGCCUCGUUACCUCGGCAACCUGGUCCGUCCUCCUCUACCUCUACUUCUUCCUGGGGGCGGAGCCUAGCAGGAACCCCGCACCGCACCGCGGUCAGCCGGUUGGGUCUGACCACAAGAGGGCGGAGCUGUCUCCAGAGAUGGGGAUGAUCUUUAACGAGGCGGACCAGGAGGUCCGAGACGCCGGCUACCAGCGCCACGCCUUCAACGUCCUGAUCUCCAACCGGCUGGGCUUCCACCGCCCGCUGCCAGACACCCGCGACCCGCGGUGCCGUCAGAAGGCGUACCCAGCGGCGCUGCCGGCCGCCAGCGUAGUGAUCUGCUUCUUCAAUGAGGCGCCGUCCGCCCUGCUCAGAACCGUCCACAGCGUUCUGGACCGAAGCCCCGCCCACCUGCUGCACGAAGUCAUCCUGGUGGAUGACCACAGCGAGCUGGAGGAGCUGAAGGACGAGCUGGACCGCUACCUGAGGACGGAGCUGCAGGACAAGGUCCGAUUGGUCCGGAACCGGCAGAGGGAGGGGCUGAUCCGAGGACGCAUGAUCGGAGCCGCCCAUGCCACAGGUGAGGUUCUGGUGUUCCUGGACAGCCACUGCGAGGUGAACGAGGCGUGGCUGCAGCCGCUGCUGGCGCCGGUGCAGGCAGACCGCCGCACCGUGGUCUGCCCCGUCAUCGACAUCAUCUCCGCCGACACGCUGGCGUACUUCGCCUCCCCCAUCGUCCGCGGCGGCUUCAACUGGGGGCUGCACUUCAAGUGGGACCCGGUGCCACCGGCCGAGCUCAGCGGGCCAGACGGCGCCGCCGGACCCUUCAGGUCUCCCACCAUGGCGGGGGGAUUGUUCGCCAUGGACAGGAAGUACUUCUUUGAGCUGGGCCAGUACGACGGCGGCAUGGACAUCUGGGGAGGAGAGAACCUGGAGAUCUCCUUCAGGAUCUGGAUGUGCGGCGGCCAGCUGCUGAUCGUCCCGUGCUCCAGGGUGGGACACAUCUUCAGGAAGAGGCGGCCGUACGGAUCACCUGGAGGACAGGACACCAUGGCCCACAAUUCCUUGCGGCUGGCGCACGUCUGGAUGGACGACUUCAAGGAGCGGUACCUGGCGCUGCGUCCCGAGCUGCGUAACCGUGGUUACGGUGACAUCAGCGAGCGCGUGGCAUUGAGGAAGCGGCUGCAGUGCCGCUCGUUUCGCUGGUACCUGGACACCGUCUACCCCGAGAUGCAGGCCGUUGCCAACGGCAACAAGCAGCCGCCUCCGUUCGCCAACAAAGGCCUGAGGCGGCCCAAGGUCCUGCAGCGUGGUCGGCUGCGUAACCUAGCAACCGGACGCUGCCUGGUGGCGCAGGGGCGGGUCAGCCAGAAGGGCGGCGCCGUCGUCCUGAGGCCGUGUAACCACGGAGACCCGGAGCAGGACUGGUCGUACGACGAGGACGGGCAGCUGGUUCUGGCCGGCCUGCUGUGCCUGGACGUGUCGGAGGUCAGGACCUCUGACCCCCCGCGGCUCAUGAAAUGCCACGGCUCGGGCGGGUCGCAGCAGUGGAGCCUGGGGAAGGCCAACCGGCUCUACCAGGUCUCUGUGGGUCAGUGUCUCGCUGUUUCCCAUCCAGCUGGACCAAAGGGCUAUGUUGCCAUGGCGAUCUGCGACGGUGCCGAGAUGCAGCAGUGGCAGCUGGAGGGCUGACGGACCGGUGGUUCCGGUGGGACCGGGUUCUGGUUCCAGUUCUGGAUUUUAUCUGUAGUUUUUACUGAAGGAACGUUCUGAUUUUUGCUGCUUUUAAUCUCUAAUAAAAUGUUCAGAAUGUC